Messenger RNA from Aureobasidium namibiae CBS 147.97, 990 nucleotides. RefSeq lists its product as uncharacterized. Gene Ontology annotation, biological process: snoRNA splicing. Gene Ontology annotation, cellular component: U2-type spliceosomal complex. NCBI's taxonomy places the organism in Eukaryota, Fungi, Ascomycota, Dothideomycetes, Dothideales, Saccotheciaceae. The coding region runs from base 1 to 990 and encodes 329 amino acids. The record is from RefSeq and is a predicted model, not a curated record. Gene Ontology annotation, molecular function: metal ion binding. The transcript has a single exon.
AUGGCCGACGCCACAGCAUCCGCACCCGUCAUCUUCAAAAAGCGCGCCGGCCGCGCCAACGCCAAAAAACGAGCAGCAACUCCACCCUCAGCUUCCGACUCGGACUACAGCAGCGCCGAAGACGAAAGCGGCGCACGCAUAAAGCGACGACGCAAAAACGGCAUCACCACCUCUACCUCUUCAGCCAUCACAAAAAACCCCGCGGCUACUUUCUCAAAAUCCACUCAGUAUACUGGUGAUCGCAGCGCAGCGAUUACGAAUCUCGAUGAUGCGACAAAGACUAGUAAUUGGUUUCAUGCCGAUGAAGCUGCAAAAGCCGCAACUGGUGCAGAGGGAGACGCAGCAGAGGUAGAAAAAGACGGCACCUACAAGGGAGCAAAAAGCUAUGGAAACUUCAUACAGAAGAAUCCCGACAAAUUGGCCAAAUCAGUGGGACCGGUAAAAGCACCCACGAACAUGAGAAUGAUCACAUUAGUCGACUUUGCGCCCGAUGUGUGCAAAGAUUACAAGCAAACCGGCUUCUGCGGUUUCGGCGACAGUUGCAAAUUCUUGCACGCCAGAGAAGACUACAAACAAGGCUGGCAACUCGACAAAGAAUGGGAAAAGGCGGGCAAAUCAAAGGCUCCUCCCAAGUCUACAGUCGUGGGCUCUGCGAACCGUGGCUCUACCGAAACCGCAGCAGACGACUCCGACAACGACGAGGAAGCAAAAGAACUCGAGAAGAUACCCUUCGCGUGCAUCAUCUGCAAGGAACCGUACAAGAGUCCAGUCGUCACAAAAUGCGGCCACUACUUUUGCGAGGCAUGUGCGUUGAAGAGGCAUAAGAGUAAAGGUGGCAAGCAAUGCGCCAAUUGCGGUGCUGACACUGGAGGUACCUUUAACGUGGCCAAGAAUUUGAGGAAGUUGUUGGAUAAGAAAAGGGAGAGGAUUCGCAAGAGGAAGGAAAAGGCUAGGGAGAAUGGGGAGGAGGUUAGCAGUGAUGAGGAGUAG